Messenger RNA from Anarrhichthys ocellatus (wolf-eel), 6496 nucleotides. RefSeq names its product probable assembly chaperone of rpl4. The transcript has 11 exons. Gene Ontology annotation, cellular component: membrane. Gene Ontology annotation, molecular function: phosphatidylinositol binding; protein binding. Gene Ontology annotation, biological process: determination of ventral identity. NCBI's taxonomy places the organism in Eukaryota, Metazoa, Chordata, Actinopteri, Perciformes, Anarhichadidae. The record is from RefSeq and is a predicted model, not a curated record. Bases 100 to 1359 code for a protein of 419 amino acids.
UCCAGCUCAGUUGUUAUACGCGUGUGUAAGAUUCACACUUUGGAAAAAGUCUGCUUUGAAGGCAGAAAUUAUAGAAAUAUAAGCCGUAUUUUUACCACCAUGGGAGGACAAGCAAAGGGCAAAAAAAAAGCCAAGCCGAAGAGGAAAGACAAUCGCCCAAACACAGAUGCAGGAUUUGUUGGAUUGUCACCUCAAGAAAGGAUGAAACUAAGAGUACAUGAAAAAGCCAAGAAGAAGACAGCUGAGAAGUACUCUGUGCAACAGCUACUAGAAAAGACGGAGGAGUACAUGGACAGUUUUGACUUUGAGAUGGCCGGCCUUUUCUGUCAACGGGCCCUGGAUGUGGAGUCCACCAACCUGCAAGCUCUCGACAUGCAGGGACACAUCUUCUCUGAACUAGGAGACACGCAGAAAGCUAAGGGAGCUUUUCUGCGUGCCGUGGAGCUGAACCCAGAUGUAGGCCACAGUAAGUACAUGUACCUGGGGCAAAUCCACACAGGCCAGGAGGCAGUGAACUACUACACUAAAGGAAUACAAGUCCUGCUGUCUACAUUGGACAAACAAGCACAGACCACACAGGCUCAGGCCGGAGCUGCUGCCCCACCAGAUGAGGACACCGAGCUCCCCACAGCGAAGGAUGUCUGUGUAGCCUACUGCUCCAUGGCUGAGAUUUACCUAACGGACCUCUGCAUGGAAGAGGGAGCUGCAGACAAGUGCAAGGAGUUCAUUGAGCGUGCAUUACAGUAUCACCAUGACAACUCUGAGGCUCUACAGCUCAUGGCAAGUUACCUGUUCAGCACAGAGAGAAACCAGGAAGGCAAAGAAUACCUGUUGAAGAGUGUUGCAUCGUGGCUACCUGCCCAGAAACAAAGUGCGGCUUCCUUCAGCACAGAAGAAGACAUGCAGAAUGACAUCCCGCCGUACGAGUCUCGCGUCACCACAGCCAAACUGCUCAUCGAGUCGGAGGAAUACGAGAUGGCGGUGGAUGUGUUGGAGGGUCUUCUGGAGGAGGAUGAUGAAGUAGUCCAGGUGUGGUAUCUCUCCGGCUGGGUCUGCUGCCUCCAGUUGGAGAAAGCAAAGGAGCAGCAGGAAAGAGAUGGGAGAGAAGUGACAGAGGAGGAGACAGAGGAGUGGAAUGCAUUGAAGGAGGCGGCCAGAUCGUACCUGACCAACGCUACGAAGCUGUACAGCAAGUUGCGAUGUGAUGACCAGCCGAUGUUGGAACACGUGGAGCAGCUGCUGGGCGAUCUGGGAGGACAGCUGGAGGGGGAGGAGGGAGACCCGGCCUUGGAUGAAGACUAUGAACCCUGUAGUGAUGAGGAGGAGGACGACGAUGCAGAGGCCCCCAUGCAACACUGACAACCGCCCCUUUGCCUGUACUCUGUGAUUUCCCUUCUCCCCAUCAUGCUUCCCUCUUGUUAAAAUGUUAUAGUGCACUCUUUAAAGUGCCUUUUGUACUGACUAUCCUUUCACACCAGUUUAUCAAAGAUGAAAUUUGAAAUCAAGUGAGAUGCACAAAAGAGCGACAUUAAACGCAGCCGUCUACUCAAUCUCUUUCAGUGAGUUAUUUAAUGCUUUUGGUGAAAUAAGUGCAUACUCGAGUAAUGCUUCCCUUAAUCUCCCUGACAGAUGUUGAUGAAAGAAAUUAGUUUCACAGCUUUACUGCUUACCAGCAGCAAAAGCAAAACACCUUUGAAUGCUUUUUCCUCUCAUACACACCCACACGUUGGUCUCUACAAGCGAACAUACAUGGCACUUGUGCGCACACACAAACACAAAAGAUUCACGUUAAUUACUUCAGCUCAUCCUCAAAACAACAGCAGCAGCGUUUCCCUCUCAGACUGCAUCUCAACAGGAAGUGAGCCUUAUUAGAGAACCGCGUCUGCCAACAUGCAACGCUGUCUCUACUUGUAACGGUUCUAAUAUUCCAAGUUCAUGUGCAAUCCUUGAAUUGUUAUGCUAUUCAGUUUACACUCCUGCUUUGUUUUUUCCCCGCAUUCUUUUUUCGGUUAAAUCAUUGGAUUCAACAAGGCAAGACACAAUAGAGAGAGUUCGACAUUAACUUAUGCAGCAUGCGUUUUUCUGUCUUCUAGACAGUUGAAAGUGUCUGGUACAAAGUCUUUCAGAGAGGAGAAACGGGCAACUCUUUCUCCAACUAGAGUUCACAUCAAAGCCUUUUAAAAUUCUCAGGCAAGGCUACGUAGUCACUACGUCGUAGUGUAACGGCAUGGGUUAGUGUAAUGGAAUGGUACAAUGACCGAUGCUUUUUUACUUUCUUUUAUAUUUUUUACAAUUGAAUUCAGCAAGGUGAAGAGUAAGAGUUUGAACCAAGUUGUAGAACAGUACACGUGAUGCUAUUUUCUGUGGAAAGUAAAGAUUAUGUCGUUAGAAAAACAUUUUUGGGACGAAGAGAAAAAUAAAACUUAAAAUGUAAGACAUUUACAGCAUGAAAAACGAUUGGUUCAGUCAAAAGAUGUCGGACUGAAAAUUUCAAAAACCUAGUGUGACAAUAGUUGAUUCACUUUUCCACAUUACAACCCCUAAUAUCUCUAAAUCUUUCAAACACUCAAAAUUGGGAUUGACUGGCCCAAUUAAACCAGCAUCUAUUUAAUUAAAAAAAAUUUUCAACAUAAUAAAUGCAGUUUGUACAUUAGUUUCUACCUUGCAAAAUAUAUUGGACACAACAGUUGUGACCUUUCUGAAGCCCUGAUAUAUUUAUAGUGCAGGUCAGUAUGUGACAUGCAUGCUGUAACCCACAUAUACCACAGUGUCUCAAUGCAGCAUGCCUGUUAACACACCACAGGCAUCCACUGCUGCACAGCCCCUUUGAAGAAUUUUUUCAACCAGUAAAUAGGAACGUUAUCUGAGAUCCUGCUCCUGAUAGCGACCCAGCUGCAAGCUGGAAAACCUGUUUGGCAAUACAGGGGUUCAGAUACCUUGAUCUGAUUGUGCGUGUUUGUGUUUUAAAGAGUGUUCAAAAAAGCUCAGGGGACACUGUGCGCGUCUGUAUAUGCUGCAGAUAUUGAUAGCUUAAUGUGAUAUGAUGUGUUGUUAUUUGUUGUCCCAACUUUGCUCAGAAAUAUUCAUGCCUGUGAUGUUUAAUGUAUGAUAAUGCACCAGGAGUACAGGCCUAGAGGACUGACUACCUGGAGCGAUGCUGUCAUCGAGCAUUUGGCUUCAUAAUUAAAAUGGGCUCGAGUGUGUAUGUGGGUUUCUACACUAUUGUGUGUGUUACCGUGUGUCCAUGCGGCUCCUCUGCAGUGCUCAGUGAUUAAUGACUCCAGGGGUGAGUGAACAUCGGCGGUCAGCCCUUUCUGGUUAUUCUGAGCUGACCUAGUGUGAGUGGACCAUAGUGGACACAAAGCCUCGGGUGAUCUCAAAAUCCUUGGCCAUUCUCUCACCUGUACAUCAGCCUCGGCACCGCAGGACUGUUUUCACUUGCUGAGAGAGGAGAGCGCAGUUUCUACACAAGGACACACAUUCAAUCACAGGGAAAGUACACUCGUUGUUUACUCGCAUUCUUUCUCGCUCUGUGCUGAAAAUCGUUUUCUGAAAGGCCAGAAUGGCCCUCUGAGAGGCCGGAGCACAGAAAUUAUCAGCCUUGUAUGAAUAUAUUUCUACGCUGUAGAUGUGCAAUAUUUGAUCUUUUAUGUUUUUGUGUUUCAAAUGUCCAUGAAUUUACAAAUAUACAGUAUGCUUAAACCACAAAAUGUAUUACAUUGUAUGCAUAUAGUUGCUGCCUGAGGUUUUACCUGUAUGUCAAGCUGUCUUUGGAGACCAGCAGCAUGUGUUCAGUCUCCAGGGAAACUAACCCAUAAGUAGUAUUUGUGUGUAUGCGCAUGUGCCUGUAUGUAUUUUUUAAUAAUCGACAUAAUGAGAUGAGGAGGAGAGAAUAAUCCUGGAUUAACAGCUUUAAAAUGCAUGUGUCGUCAUAACAACAUCCUGAUUUGGAUUUAAUCAUUGAAAUACACACAAACACUUAGUAACCACGCACACACACAUAUACGCAGCAAUUGUCAGAUAGCUGAAUGCUCCAAGCUGUGUGUGCAUGUGCUGUUUAUCCUGUGCUGAUGUACAGUACGUGUGUAUCACGGAUCUUAAUUAGAGACUUAAGCGGGGUGCUCCUCUUAAGGGAUUAAGGGGGAAAUUAUUAGAAUGUGGAGAUUUAAAGCUGAAACCAGUUAAACGGAAACAAGAGGAGGGCGAUCAGGACUCAGAGGAGUAAGGACUUUGAGCGGCAGUUCUACCGUUUAUACACACAUUCACUUGUGUAAAAUGUCCUCUUGAAGUCACGUGCAAAGCACUCAAAUUUGCUUCAAGGUGUGCAAGCUAUUCUUUCAACCUCUCAAAGCCGCUAUUUGGAUACUUACGGACACCCUGUGUUUGGAUGCAUGAGAGGUUUAAUGGAUAUUCAAUGACACUCUGUGACAGAAAUGCAGAUGAGCAAUACGAAGAACAAGGACAAAAUCGACUCCCCUGACUUGAGGAUUGACUGAUAGGAACUGCAUGCCACUCAUCUACAUCCCUGUCUUUAUGCUGUGGCCGUGCAUUUGAACUGUGAGUCAACGACAUAAUGGGAGUGAUGGUUAUCUGACCCAAGGGUUUUCCUGACAGCCGCUGUGAGAAUCCAUGAAUCAAAUGGCCUUUAUUCUCUGCAGUGAAACCAUUUCCUGAAUAGGAUGGAUUUGCUGGGUAAUGGAUAUAGUGUGUCCGAUGUGGGGAAAGCUCUGCAGCUGAUUGACGUAAAGGGUUAAUACUCACAGCUUCGUGGGGCUUAAUGUGAUUAUUAAAAGGUGAUAUUGUUUUUCUCACAGUGGUCCUAUUGGGAAAACAUGUGCUUUUCCUGAAAUCAAUAUGGCAAGGGGUCAACGUCCAUAAUUCAAUUAAUUUCAUGGUUUUAAAUGAAAUAUUUGUUGAGGAAAAGUUGCACGUGCUUUUCUCUUCAGUGUUUUCUGCAGAAACUCAUUACUAAUACUCAUGAUUAACUCUCAGAGAAGUCGUCCUCAUCAUUGAUCUGUGUUUUUUUGUCAAUAAGGCUAUUUUAGAGACUACCCUGCUGCUUCUAUUGUCUGAGAAUUGUCUGUGUGCAUGCAGAGAUGCAUGAACAGUUUGUGUGUGUGUGUUGCUUUUGUUUUGUGGGUGCACGCAUAAUCUUUGGUGGGAACAUCUGUCUCUCAGCGAUAACAUAACCGGGGAAUUAGCCAUGCUGUCUUACAACCGAGCAUCACAUCUCACUAUUACAGCCUCCUAAAUUAUACCCUUUUACACCUCUAUGUGUGUGUGUGUGUGUGUGUGUAUGUGUGUGUGUGCGACUGAGUGUAAGCAAUGUGCUGACAGUGUCAUGUCCUUGGGGCGCCUGCCAAGUUUAAGAGUAUCACAGAGCCCACUACCUCCUCUAAUCCCUAAAUCCAUCGUAGAACAGAAUUCACAUAGUUACUUCUGGAUAAUACAAGUCCUACACAAACAGGUCUCUCCUCAACAAGAGAGCCCAGCAUACAGUAAGUGGAUAGAGUAUAACAAAAAUAGAUGGUGUUUUAUAGGAUGAAGGUGCUUUUUCUGUCUCAGAAUUAUACAUGGUGAUAUAUCUUUUUGAUGUAAAAGCUCUAAACAGCCUGAAGCCACUUAGCUCUCCAUAUAUGGCACCUGCAGCAAUAGCAGUGUCUGUUGACGCAUCAGCGGUGACAGAUUACUCUUUGAAGCGAGAAGCUUAAAGUUCAGAAGCUCACAAAAGUUAGCAAAAUGAUGCAUCGACCUGAAAUCGUUAGAUAUGCGGGAUAAUUUACGAUCAAAUGGGAUAAGAGGACACCCGUCUGUUUAAAAUACUAUAGAAAAUGGAAUUUCUAUUCAGUUUUUAGUGCACUAUAAUAUUGAGAGAACUUGAUCCUUUUGAACUAUUUUCACUUGUAACUUUUGAAUGUCAUUUGUUGGCUCAGUAGAAGGGUUGAAAUAUUACCCUUGCUGUAACUACUAUUUCUAAGAGGAACAGAUAUUCAGUUUAAAGAUUUAAAUUGUAGUGGAACAGUCUGGUAUUGUAUGUCACGCUCCGCCACGACUCAAAAAAUUUUAAUGAACGUCACUGCGAGAGAAAAGUUAUGGGAAGGACUUUCCCUGUCUCAUAAUAAUACUGCAAAGAACCUUGUGCUUUGAAUGUCGGUGCUGUACAACAUUCAAAAUUAUAAAAGAAACAAAUGUAGACCUCUGAAUGAGGGGAAUUGAGAGGACGAAGUGUAAUGGUGCCUUUUCUUCUGCGCAGUCAGAGAACAGCCGGGGGAGCUGAAGCCCCACUGACCCGGUUGAAUCAAAGAGAAGGGUAAGAGGCGAGACCAUAAAAAAAAAGGAAAGAACGGGAGAGAGCAAGAGAAGUGUCUCAUUUAUACAGCAUUGCAAUUUGGGUCGAUGGGUUGCUUCAGUAGCUGUGAGGGGCACUUUUUGCUCAGUGCAAUCUAUACCACACAAUCUAACAAUCAAACGUGGUGCCAAUAGAGCAAUGAGCUCU